Molecule: messenger RNA, 1062 nt
Organism: Aspergillus heteromorphus CBS 117.55
Lineage: Eukaryota; Fungi; Ascomycota; Eurotiomycetes; Eurotiales; Aspergillaceae
Exons: 6
Coding region: 1-1062 (353 amino acids)
Source: RefSeq, a predicted model, not a curated record
AUGGCCAACAAUCGCCUCAUCGAAUCCUGGACCUGGUUUGCCGUCUCCAGCGUCGUCGUCUUCUGGCGAUAUGCCUCCCGAUGUAUGCUCCUCGGGGGCUUCCGGGGCCUGAUGCUGGAGGACUAUGUGAUGUUCCUGACCUACGCCUUCUACACCAACUUCAUCGUCUGGGUCAACAUCCAGGCCCAGUACCCCGAGACCAACAUCCUGCCGCCCACGGGGAUGCAGGGCCUGACCGCGCUGGAUAUCCACGACCGCGUCUACGGCAGCACGAUCACCUUUGUCCUCGAACAGUCCAUGAUCGUGGUGCAGUGGGGGUGUAAGACAUGCAUGAUCCUGGUCUACUACCGACUGACACUGGGCACGCGGAUGUCCAAGUACGUCAAGAUCCUGAUGGGAUACAUCGCGCUGGGCUUCGUGGUGGUGGAGAUCUUCUACUACGGCGUCUGGUGCCGGCCGUUUGCCGACUACUUCGCGGUCAAAGAAGACAACAACGUCCAGUGCGAAACCGCCCAGCACCAUCUCAUCAUGUCCUACGUCUUCAACGUGAGCUCGGACGUGUUGAUGCUGUGCAUCCCCUUGCCGGUCAUCCUGCAUCUGCAGUUACUCUGGAAAAAAAAACUGGCGCUCUGCGCAGUGUUCAGCCUGGGGAUAUUCGUCGUCAUCGCGGCGACGCUCAGCCGGUACUACUGCUUCGCGCACCCGGACAGCAUCCUGUGGAUCUUCUGGUACGUGCGCGAGGCCAGCACGGCCGUCAUCGUGGCCAACGUGCCCAACUGCUUCACCCUCGUGCGCCGGCUCGUCCAGCUGCGCGGCGUCACCCUCUUCGGCACGUACGUCUCCCUCUGCCGACGAUCCUCCCCGGGCCUCGACAGCGCCCCCGUCGCGGUCCGCCCGUCCGGGGAGCGCAACGGGUUGCAGAUCUGGCAGCACACCCAGCUGGCGAUGGAGGAGGAGCGCAUCGAGGGCCCGAUGGCGCCGGGCGGCUUUGGCGUCUACGGGCUGCAGACGGGGGGCAUCGCGACGGUGGCCACGGGCCCCGGGGAGCCCUCCAAGGAAUAG